AGAAUGUGUGUGUGUGUGUGCGUGCAGGGAGAUAUCGCUGAAAAAGGAACAGGAAGAGAAGAUACUAGAGCCUCCUCGUACACAACUUUGCUCUCCCGCUGUGCAGCGAGUUCCUCUCCCGUCCCCCGCUGAAGGUCCCCAUCAUGGGCAAAGUGAAGGGCAAGCCUGGGCCCUUGGCCCGGAGGCCAGACAACUCGGCUUUCAAACAGCAGAGGCUACCUGCCUGGUCUCCCAUGCUGACUGCGAACACUGUGCUGCCUUUCUUCUACUUUAUGGCUUUGAUAUGUAUGCUGCUGGGAGUGUGGCUGCUUCUCACAGUUCAGAGCACACAGGAAGUUAAGAUGGAUUACACCGAAGCUGGGCAAUGUAGCACAUGUUUUGAAAAGCUUCAAAAUAAGAGCAACGCAGGACAGAGCUGCAGCUGCACAGUGGUCCUCUCCAUCAAGAAACCCCUCAAGGGAGACGUCUUUUUCUAUUACGGCCUCAAGAACUUCCACCAGAACCUCCGUAGAUACAUGGACUCCAGAGACGAUGGACAGAUGGUCGGCAGGAAGACAAACUUAAAGAACCCCAGUUCUUACUGCACGCCGUUCGACAGAGACCAGAACGGACUCCCCAUCGCCCCCUGUGGUGCUGUGGCCAACAGCAUGUUCAACGACUCCUUCACUCUGUUCUAUCAGGAAAAAAUUGGUAGCUCAGUGAAGGUUCCCUUGUUGCGGAGAGGCAUCACCUGGUACACGGACAAAAAUGUCAAGUACCGCAACCCCAAGGUGGACAACUUGACCCUGGCUAAAGUGUUUGAAGGCACAGCCAAGCCUCUGUUCUGGCAGAAACCCGUGUACGAGCUCGAUCCGUUUGAUUCAACCAACAACGGCUUCAUUAACGACGACCUGAUCGUGUGGAUGAGGGAAGCAGCAUUCCCCAACUUCAAGAAGCUCUAUGGGGUUUUAUACCGAGGCGACAGCCCCUUUACUCAGGGGCUUCCAGCGGGGUCUUACACCAUGGAGAUAUCCUACAACUUCCCUGUGCAGCAUUUCCAAGGCAGGAAGGAAGUGGUGCUGACCACGCUGACCUGGUUCGGAGGUCAGAACCAUUUCCUGCCCAUCGCUUACCUGGUGACCAGCGGUCUGAUCCUCCUGAUCGCCAUCGUCCUCACGGUGGUGUGGUGCAAGUUUGGAAAGACUGGGAAGAACAUGGAAGAGUGAAGGGUAAAGCGGUAAAAACUUUCAAGCCGCUAAAGAUCGAUAAUUGCUGUUUUUAAAAUAACAGAAUGGAAAAAGGGUUCUAAAAAGGUUUACUUGUUGAUUUGAAUUGAUGAUCUUUUUUAUUUUUAACACACACCAUGUUCUUCAUGCACUGUUAAUAUUUAUAAGAUAAUUCUAUUUAUUUUAAUUAUCACAUCAUCAGUUAGUAAGACCCAGUCACUCUGGUGUUGAAGCUCCUCAGUAAAUGUGAUAUACAAAACUCCACUGUAUUCAAAGUGUGAUGUAUAAUAAAGAGGGACACCAGCCGACACGACCUUGUAACUCCCAGUCAAAAAACUGAAUUGUAGUUUUUAAUUUAAUAUAAUUAAUCUGUGCAAUGUCGUCUUAUGGCAAGAAGGUCCCCGGAUCCAGACCCAGGGACGGCCGGGCUCUUUUUUUGUGUGGAGUUUGUGUGUAAUUGAGGAAUCUAAAUUACCUAUAGGUGUGAAUGGGAAUGGUUGUUUGUCUCUCUAUGUUCCAGUUUACCCUCCGCUACCCUCAAAUAUAGAUAACGGAUGGAUGGAUGGAUGAAAGGUUCAGCUAGUGCUGUUUCUACGUCAAGGUUUACAUGAGCUCUAGAUGUUGUUAUUCAGCCUAAGACUAAAAAUCCACAAUCAUGUUAGCAGCUCUCUCAGGGUUCAGGGCAGCUUUGAGCUUAAUGCUUCAAGUAACCAUGCAAUAUGCUGUUCUGCAGGUAUGUUUACUAUGUGCACCAGCUCAGUGUUUGUCUGGCAACACAACUUGAUCUGAAAAUGUCAUUAACUUAACAGAUAUUUAGGUGUAAAUCAAAGAAAAAUGACAAUGAUGCAAUUUUAAUGUUUUUCCACAAAGUUAAAUAUGGUUGUUGAUUGAGGAAAAAUACUGCAUUUGUAAUUGUGAAGACUCUACAUGUCUGAGAGGAAAGAUAAACAGACAUGAAUCAAAUGCAAGUUGCCUGCACUGAAAAAAGACAAAUGUUUAAGAACUUCAUAAAAAGAAAAAACUAAGUUUCUUCAAAUCAAAGCUAUAAAUUGUGUCAACACAACUUAUUGAUUGCAAUUGGAACAAACUCAAUAAUUGUGUCAGCAAUCUGCAUAUUUUUGGUUGGUUCAACAACUUUGUCCGUGUGCAAUGAUUUUUACUGUUUUGACGACAGCUGAAGAUUGAAAUAAAACAUCACGUAAUAACUCUUUA
Hippoglossus stenolepis (Pacific halibut) is the source of this 2417-nucleotide messenger RNA. It is a transcript of the gene cdc50c, whose product is annotated as transmembrane protein 30C. Lineage: Eukaryota; Metazoa; Chordata; Actinopteri; Pleuronectiformes; Pleuronectidae. The record is from RefSeq and is a predicted model, not a curated record. Gene Ontology annotation, biological process: phospholipid translocation. Gene Ontology annotation, cellular component: endoplasmic reticulum; Golgi apparatus; plasma membrane. The transcript is spliced from 7 exons. Bases 144 to 1205 code for a protein of 353 amino acids.